Molecule: messenger RNA, 1989 nt
Organism: Penicillium macrosclerotiorum
Lineage: Eukaryota; Fungi; Ascomycota; Eurotiomycetes; Eurotiales; Aspergillaceae
Product: putative phenol 2-monooxygenase
Exons: 5
Coding region: 1-1989 (662 amino acids)
Molecular function (GO): FAD binding
Source: RefSeq, a predicted model, not a curated record
AUGGGCAAAAUGAAUCAGACGCAGAGUCCUAGCGAGGAAUCAGCAACAGAUGUACUCAUCGUUGGCGCCGGGCCCUCGGGCUUGAUGGCCGCAUAUUGGAUGGCCCGUUGUGGCAUCCGCGCCCGAGUUAUUGACAAGCGCGGAACAAAAGUGUUCACUGGCCAGGCGGACGGCCUGCGGGUUCGGACCUUGGAGCUCUUCGAUAGCAUCGGCUUCCAGCAUCGGGUCCAGCAGGAGGGUCAUGUGGCUGUCGAGGCCAAUUUCUGGGUUCCUGGGCCGAAUGGGAACCUGAUUCGACAAGGGCCCCAUUGUAGCUCCAAGGUUAACGAGUCGCCGUUCCGCAACAUGCUCUUAAAUCAAGGCCGCAUUGAGCGGUUCCUGCUAGACAGUAUGCGACAGCACUCGGAUCUCGAGGUGGAGCGAGGCGUGAUUGCCGAGUCUCUCGAGUACAACGACGAAUUGGAAGGGGAUCCCGAUGCGUAUCCGAUUACCGUCAAGCUGCGGACACUCGACGAGGAAGAGGCGAAUCCAUCGAGCAUCUCUCAGAAAGGCGACGGAUCAAACCAUUUGAACAGCGGGUUCAAGCGGAGCAGCCUUCUGCCGGACGACUGGGAUGAUUUGAUUCGAGAGUCUCGGCGAAAACAGACCAAAACAGAGAUCGUCAAGGCCAAAUAUCUGAUCGGCUGCGAUGGAGCCCACAGCUGGACGAGGAAACAAGUGAAUAUCCCGCUGGUAGGAUCAAGCACAGACCAUAUAUGGGGGGUGAUUGACGUGGUCCCCAUCAGCGACUUCCCGGACAUGCGCCGUCUGGGAACGGUAACCCAUGCAUCAGGCACAAUCCUCGUCAUUCCACGCGAAAGACAGCUCGUCCGCCUCUACGUGCCGGUCCAAGUCGUCGAAGAUGCUGCGACCAACAGCCGUCAUGACCGGUCCUCGAUUACCUUGGCCAUGAUCAAGAAGCGUGUCCAGGAAAUCUUCACGCCGUACAAAUUCGAUUUCCAAAUAUGUGACUGGUGGACUGCGUACCAGGUCGGGCAGCGCAUCGCGCCGACUUUCACCAAAGGCAAUCGGGUGUUCCUCGCUGGCGACGCGGUGCACACACACUCGCCAAAGGUUGGCCUCGGUAUGAAUAUGAGCAUGCAGGACGGUUUCAACAUUGGCUGGAAAGUUGCCCUGGUUGCAGCUGGAGUGGCGAAACCGUCUAUCCUGAGCACCUACGACGCUGAGAGACACCGGCUGGCGGAGAUGCUGCUCGAUUUUGAUCGCCACUGGUCGGGGCUCUUCACCGAGGAGAAGAGCGACAAGACAGAGAGAAUGAUUAAAGUGGUAGAACUGUUUGAAGAUUUCGCUGAUGGGCGGAGAUCGUUCUAUGGUGCCAGUUCGCUGGUCUGGAAGCCCGAGGGCGAGACCGGACCGCAAUUUGCCCGUCAUUUGGUUCCUGGGGAGCGCUUCCCACCGUUUAAGCUGCGAAUGCAGGCUGAUGGAAAUGUUCGAUGGACGACUAGGCUCUUUGAGAGCGAUGGGAGAAUGAAAAUUGUGGUCCUAGCGGGCGACCUCCAUAACAUCAGGCAGAAGGAACGGCUUCAGCAGUUCCUGAAGUCCUUUCAUGGCGAGGAAAAACAGGGAAGAACCUCCAUUUUAAAACGCUACAUGCCAAUUUACGGAGACUUUGACCCGGUCGAUAUCCUAGCUAUUCACAGCGCCCCGUGGGCAGAAUCUGAGUUUUUCGAUUUUCCGGAGGUCCUGCGACCUUUUGACCCAGUCAGAGGGUGGAAUUAUGACAAGAUCUGGUGUGAUGACGACUGCGUCUGGGAUAGAGAUUGCGACGGCAAGGGGUAUGAAAGGUGGGGAGUUGAUCGUGUGCAAGGCGCCGUUUUGAUUCUUCGACCGGAUCAGUAUAUUGGCUGGGUUGGCCAACUGGAGGACAUGGAUGAGAUGACUCGUUAUUUGGACGGCGUUUUGAUCCCAAAGAAGAGACCGGAAAAAUGA